Molecule: messenger RNA, 558 nt
Organism: Amphimedon queenslandica
Lineage: Eukaryota; Metazoa; Porifera; Demospongiae; Haplosclerida; Niphatidae
Product: NADH dehydrogenase [ubiquinone] 1 alpha subcomplex subunit 8-like
Exons: 2
Coding region: 39-401 (120 amino acids)
Biological process (GO): mitochondrial electron transport, NADH to ubiquinone
Cellular component (GO): respiratory chain complex I
Source: RefSeq, a predicted model, not a curated record
UUUAUAAUUGAUUUUUGUUUUGACACGCCCACAUAAAAAUGGCGUCUGAGUUGACUGUACAAGAUUUGGAUGUCGAAGAGCUGAAUGUGACUUCUGCCGUUCUGAUGGCUGGAGCACAGCACUACGGGGUGCAAUGUAAAGAAAAGAACGAUAAUUUCAUGAGAUGCAGGACGGAAUUGAAGGACCCAAGGAAAUGUCUCACAGAAGGGAAAGAGGUUACUAAGUGUGCCUUUGAGUUCUUUCGUAAAGUCAAAGGAGCGUGCAACGAGGCAUUUACUGAGCACUGGACUUGUCUAGAUUUUAAUAAUCAGGACUAUAGUCUUUGUAGGAAGACCCAGGCAACAUUUGAUGGCUGCAUGAGCGAAAAACUUAACAUGAAGAAACCUGAUGUUAAAAAAUAGACUCUAUCAUAUGCACUUCAAUUUGUUACAGCUUGACUGUUGUUUUUGGCACAUGUUAUUAUACACAUACAUAGGGCGUAUUAUUAGUGUAUUUAUUUAAUAUCAUUAGUUAAUUCCUGUAUACUUUUGAUUGAUACAUAUGUGUUGGCAUUGCUAA